AUGAUGGACCAUCUUACCAACCACGAUCCCAUCCUCCUCCCCUGUGUGGAACCAUGUUGUGUGGUGGUCUCCCGGGAGGAGAUUGUCUAUACAAGCAAUCAUCGGUCAUCUCUUGUAAAAAUGGAAAGCCUCGAUGAUGAGUAUGAGCCGAAUAUGGAUGGAGGAGAUGAAGAGGUGGAGGAGGAUGGGAUUUAUGGUGGUGAUCAGUAUGUUGGUUAUGGUAGGUUUGGGAUAUGGGAGGAGCAGGAGCUGAUGGCUGAUUUGUAG
This is a messenger RNA of Caenorhabditis remanei, 267 nucleotides long. RefSeq lists its product as uncharacterized. The transcript has a single exon. The record is from RefSeq and is a predicted model, not a curated record. Lineage: Eukaryota; Metazoa; Nematoda; Chromadorea; Rhabditida; Rhabditidae. The coding region runs from base 1 to 267 and encodes 88 amino acids.